ACUGAGCGACUGUCAAGGUUUUGGUAAAUACACUAUAAAUUCAUCAGGUUUACAUGACUGAAGCGAUAGACUGGUUUGGAUAUACGGAUAUCUUCAGACCAACCCAAGGCUUUUAUCUCUACACACAUGGGUUACACUUAUUGAUUAAGACAGUUACAGAAUGGAUGACAUUCCCCGUGUAUCAGAAGUCAUGUACGUAGGUCUGUGUCGAAAGAUAGGGACACCGACUGAAGUGACCAUCAGAAGGGACGUGAAUGACAUGAGGGAAAUGAUAGAGAAACCUGUACAGAUAUAUAGAGGAGAAAGACGUAUGUUAAGUGGCAGUUAUAGGGAAGGAUUCAGGUUUAAAUCAUCAGACAGGGACAUGAUGUUCUGGAUCUGUAGGCAAAAACUGAUAAGCGAUAUCUCACAGGCCAGACUUUACGAUAGAACAAAACACGACAUUACUCUGAUGGAGGACAGUGAUACACCGCCCGGAUUUGUCAAACUACAGUGUCUGACAUGGCCAACAAACGGAACUGCUGCUGUUCCAGUCAAUGACAGAAUUUAUAUGUCGAGUUUGCUAGUUCAACUUCAAGGCAUUGAAAUAUUUAAUGCCAAAAAAAAAAAAUCACCAGAGAGUCACUAGUCACGGUCCUUGUGCUAACAGUUAUGUCGGACCUAACGAAUUUGACAAUGCUCUUUGUAUUGCGGGUACACAUUGGCCUAAAUUGACACGACCUUGGAUUGAAAGAUGUUUCCGGUAUGCUUGGCCUCCUGCACCUAUGUUUGAAGAAAUUUUAAAAGAUGGAUAUCACUGUGUGCCAAUAGGAAGUAAAACUGUUUCUAAUGGAAACCUAUUAGAGUGGAGAUUGUCGUUUUCUCAAGCCGAGCAAAAACUUGUGUAUAAUAUGAAUCAUACACAAUUUUUAGUUUACGGACUUCUGAAAAUAUUUCUAAAGGAGAUAGUCAAUGAUGGUGUGGAGGAACCAUUACUGUGUUCUUAUUUCUUGAAAACCACCGUAUUCUGGAUGAUACAGGAGGGAUCUGUUGAGUGGCGCCCUAACAAUUUACUGAAUUGUUUCUGGAAGUGUUUCGAAUACCUCAUUCACUGCGUUUAUCGUGGCGUAUUCCCAAAAUUUUUCAUUCCACAGAACAAUAUGUUCAUUAACAAAGUUGUAGGUGCUGCUCGCACUGCCUUAUUGGAACAGCUUUAUCAUUACUACCAAACGGGCGUGUCCUGUCUCCUACUCAGUCCAACCCUCAGAUCCAUCUUAGAACCAGCCUUCAGUAACCUGACCUUAGUGAUUCCAUCUGCUGAAGGACACGAUGAAGCUGUUGUAGAUUUAGAUAGCAUCGUGUGGAGGGAGACGUCUAUAUACGUGUUUACAGCUAAGGGGCUCUCUCAAUAUUUCAUUUUACUGUCAACAGUAGAUAAAUUAUCAAGCUUAUCACUCUCACCAUACCACACAUUAACAUUACAGUAUUAUACAGCUUACAUACUCGUUCGCAUGGCCUUCGUAAUGGUAAAUAGUACUUCAUACCAUACACUUAGAGACUUGUACAAUGUAGACAGAAUUUUCUGUAACAUGGUGACACUGGCAUCAAGGGUAGGCACUGUGUCCCAUUCAUUGUAUCUCGCCCUGUAUUACUGUAGAACAGGUAGAUAUAAUGAACCACUCCGUGUCACUUAUCUCACUAAACAAAGACUACCACAGCCCUAUAUCCUGUAUGAGGGUAAUGUAGACAGACAGAGAUACAGUGAGGCUGUAGGUAGUAUGUCUCUGUCUAGGAAAAUGAAAACAGCCUGGGCAGACAAUGUGAUCUUUACUCAAAACAUCCACUUUAUUGAGGAAUUAAUCUUAGAACAAGAAGUGUGUAAACAAAACGGUAUAUAUGCCUUAUGGAUUCCCCCGUUUGUGUUGACAGAGAUGCUAUUGGUGUUAUCUCACUACAGACUAGGUAACAGAUCCCAGUAUCUACAGUCACUGACACACCUACACACCCUGCUGCUCUACGAUAAUGGCAGAUAUGUACCGUUACACCUCAGAAACCUUUCCUGGCAGAUACUGGGGAUCUGUCAGCAUGUUGUGGGGGACUUACACGGGGCGUUACAGUCUUAUCAAGAAUCACUCAGACAAGAACAACACUACAACAUACAGACAGCUACAGAAAAUAGUGUUUGUUGAACGUCAGUUACACAGAAAUAGGCAAUCAUAAAAGGAUAGCCUACAAAGCAAUUAAACAAAGUGCAUUUGACAUUUUCUGUUUGAUUGUGGCCUCAUCAUAAUCCUGUAAACAACAUUGUGUACACAAUUGACACCAUCUACGUUGAAAUCGCAACAUCAGCACAUUGGAACAUCAUUUCAUUUAUCUCCUUAUGUUGUAAGCUUUUUUCCCUCCUGUGAUCCCCCCUUUUUUUUUGUAAAUUGCGGAAAAUGCAACGUUCCGUGGUAAAGCCGUUUUACAAUUCAUCUACAAAUUGUCUGUUUUUAUUUGUGUUUUCAUAGCUCUGAAUGAUCUCAAGUGAAGAUUUCUAAUGUGAACAAUUUAUUACCGUUAACAUACUUUUGAAUGAUGUAAAUUCUUUGAAUUGAAACAAUUUUUAUGUAUAAUGUAAAUAAAGUUCAUCAUAAAUGCCA
Molecule: messenger RNA, 2621 nt
Organism: Ostrea edulis (European flat oyster)
Lineage: Eukaryota; Metazoa; Mollusca; Bivalvia; Ostreida; Ostreidae
Exons: 3
Coding region: 594-2168 (524 amino acids)
Source: RefSeq, a predicted model, not a curated record